Molecule: messenger RNA, 4173 nt
Organism: Dromiciops gliroides (monito del monte)
Lineage: Eukaryota; Metazoa; Chordata; Mammalia; Microbiotheria; Microbiotheriidae
Gene: ADCYAP1
Product: adenylate cyclase activating polypeptide 1
Exons: 5
Coding region: 409-930 (173 amino acids)
Biological process (GO): positive regulation of ERK1 and ERK2 cascade; positive regulation of transcription by RNA polymerase II; neuropeptide signaling pathway
Cellular component (GO): extracellular region; perikaryon; neuron projection
Molecular function (GO): neuropeptide hormone activity; peptide hormone receptor binding; pituitary adenylate cyclase activating polypeptide activity
Source: RefSeq, a predicted model, not a curated record
CUUCCUUCCUUCCUUCCUUCCUUCCUUCCUUCCUCCUUCCUUUCCUUUCUUCUUUCCUUCAAUCUUGUUUUUUCUUUUUCCUUUUCUCUCCUCUUUUCUUUUCCUCUUGCUUUUCCUCCUUCAGAUAUCUAGCUGUCUCUAACUCCCUUUCCUCUCUGCCCCCUCUCCCAGUGUCACACGCCCUCUUAGUUCUGUGUGUCUGCAAACUUUUGAACAGAAUCUUCUCAUCAGCAAACAAGUCCUCCUCCUCUUCCUGCUCUCUUGCUGCAGCUUUUCUUUAGACAGGAGAGGGAGGAGGUGAUGCCACUUACGUUGUGAACUAUUUCGACUGAAACUUGGAGGAACAGUUUGUCUGCUGUCCUAAUUGGAAUCAAACGCUUUCCGUGCUGAGGUUUAAGAGUUGAAUGAAUGGAAAUGUGUAGCAAAGCGACUCUAGCUUUGCUGAUCUAUGGAAUACUAAUGCAUAGCAGCGUUUACUGCUCACCUGCAGCCGGACUCCAGUUUCCUGCUUUCAGGCUGGAGGAUGAAGCUUAUGAUGAGGAUGGGAACACUCUGCAAGACUUCGCCUUUGAUAAUAACCGUUUAGGCUUAGGAAACACUGCAUCCAUGCUGGGGGACGUGUACACACUCUAUUAUCCACCGGAAGACAGACAAACGGAUGAUAUAUUGAAUAAAGCCUACCGGAAAGUUCUGGGCCAGCUGUCUGCGAGGAAGUACCUGCAUUCUCUCAUGGCCAAACGCAUAGGAAUGGGUAGCGGCGUGGAGGAUGAUUCUGAACCGCUCUCCAAGCGCCACUCUGACGGGAUCUUCACGGACAGCUACAGCCGCUACCGGAAACAAAUGGCUGUCAAGAAAUACUUGGCAGCGGUCCUGGGGAAAAGGUAUAAACAAAGAGUUAAAAACAAAGGACGCCGCAUAGCGUUUUUGUAGCAAUGAGUAACUACCAGUCACCCUGUGUGUAUAGUCCUCUUAACAGAAUGAAAAGUCAUUUCCAAAACUGACUGAACAGUCAUCGCGCCUGUGUUCUAUCUAAACAUGUAUUUAUGUAUGAAGUAAAGCCAUUAAAUGAAUAUUUUGAUAAUAAUAUUGUUUUUCUUUUGUACAAAGCACUAGAGAACUCACAGAUCUACUUUGUGGACCAAUCAUUUAAGUUAUAUAUACUAUUAUAAAUAUAUAUAAAUAUAAGAGAGCAAUUCAUAUAAAGUGUGCACAAGGAAUGAUAAAUUCGCCUGAGCUGUUUAUGUUUUUAUAUAAAAUAAAUAGAAAAAAAGACAAUCAUUGUUUUGGAUAUUACUCCUAUUUUUGUAACUGGAAUUAAAAGGAUAGUAUUUUUAUCCACGACAGGGGUGAAGACAUUAAUAUUGACCAUUUGCUACUGUACAUAAAUACUGAUGCCCUCUACAAGGGAAUUAUAAGGCUAAUGAUUUGGGAGAAUUGCUGAAGCACAUUCUUCCCCCCCCCCCCCCCCCCCGUGAGUCUCCUUAAAAAAAAAAGGCUGCUUUAAUCCAAGCCUAUCUUAAAGGGGCACUAUCCCCCUUUCUAUGGAUUUCAAUUUUUUGCUUUCUUUGAUUCCACUUUUAUAUGUAUUUGUGUCUCCUCAGUGAGCUUAGAAGUUAAUUCUCUUGUGGUGAAACAACAGCUCUCUCCAAAUUGUGCCUCUCUGUUGACUUAGAACAAUUCAGUAAGGAGGAGUUAGGGAAGGAGGAAAGACAUAGGCAAAGAAGGGUGACUUGUAAAAACAAACGAGUCCCCUCAUUCUCUGUUCUUUAUGGAUCAGUUCAAGGACCAAAGACCUGAAAUUAGAGUAACUGAAUUAAGGAAUUGUAAUUUAGACAUAGAAAGAGUCACAGUUUGAGGCAGAAAAGGAAAACCCCAGAGAAUUUUGAGCGGUCAGAGGGUCUGAGUAUCUUGAGGCAAAUACAAUCCCACUAACUGACCUUGGGCAGCUCGGUAUUGGAACUUGAUACAAAGUAUAAUGUGUUUCUCUCCAGUGCUGUCCAUGCUUCUCAUCAUGUGAAAUGACCAGGGUUCUCUGCUUUGAACUAUAUUCAAUUGGAGUUGCUCAUUUAUUUGUUGUUUUCCUGUAGACCCUUCUUCUCCACCCCCCUCCUGCACUAUUUAGUCAUUGUUUACCCUUUUCAUUCACUUCUUUAAAAAUUGUGAAUGCCUGUUCUCACUCUUUUGUUCUGUUUUAUGCAAGUUCUUAUUGUAAAGUUUAGGAACCCCUGUUGUAGCUACCACUAAAUAAUUAUGCACUAACUACAAAAGUUUUGUUCCUUAUUUAUUGAGUUUGGAGGUAAAAUGUAUUUUUCUACAUUAUUGCUUAUUGCUUAGUAAAAUUUAUUUCAUAAAUCCAUUUUGUCAUAUUAAAAUGUAUAGUGUUUACAUACUGUUCAGUUCUACCCACUGAUAAACCAUUUUAACAUCAUCUUUAUAUGUAUGAGUACUAUCUUACCUUUUUUUUUUUUUUUGGUCAAGAGUGAGACAAAACAGCCUCUGUCAGAUCCAGAGAACUUCCUGGUCCUCUUUGAUUAAAGAGGGCAUGUCUGUUUGCUUCUUGUCAAGACACUAAACAUAUUCUAGAGGAAUCUCUAUACAAAAGUACCCCAAGCUAACUGCCUCCCCAAACAACAGAGAAUCCAGCCAGUCACUCCCCUAAAUUUGUCACUGAUUUCUUGAAAGGAAAAAAAAAGACAGCGUGUAAAGUUUAAAAGACCUUUCAUUUUCCUUUACCAAUUUGAUCAGUAUGAAGUCAUAAAUCAAAGAAAACAGAAUUGGAUUUGCAAUCCCAAGUCGGAUGGAUACUGCUAGCCGAUCGCAUUGCAAACAGUAGUACCACAGAGACAUUCGAUCUGUGCCCAAGUCUUGUGUAUGAAAUCAAUCUUACUUUAAUUUUGCAUUCUCCUCAGGCAAUGUGACGCAGGAUGCAGUUUGCAGCUUUCGUGCCUUUCUUCGCCUUUUAAAUCGCCACGAAUCACAGAUGGCUAUUUAGUGGCCCUACAAUGCUGCAACACAUCAGCUUGCAUUUUAGUCUUAAUUAUUUGUUUCUUUGGUAAUGGGCAGACUUUUCUGUGUUUGUGUCAGCUGUAGUAGUGAAAUAGAGAUCUAGUUAGCAUUUUAUUUAUGAAGUAUAGUUUAGUGUUCCAGUGGCUAGCUGCAAACAUUAUAUAGAUAUCACAUAGAUUAACCUUUUGUAUACCUUUUAGUAAGCCAAGAGCCUUACCAAAUUGGAUCAGAUUUAACUACGGUCAUCAUUUAGGUAGAUAUUAGUCUUGAAGAUCUUAUUUUGUGUGCAACUGAUUAUAAAAAUUUAAACAAGUAUGGCUACACACAUGAUAUCUAUAACUAGGACUUUGAUAACUGUUAUAUAAGUGUGUAAAAUUUGUAUUAAUAAAUUUUUGUAAACAAUGCAACCUCGUCUAAUGUUUGGAGAAAAAAGACACCUAGAGAAUAACAUGGAAAUCUGUAUACCCUUAAAAAUCUAAAAGAGUAGAUUUUCUUUAGAAAAAUAAUAUUUUUUCAUGUUUAGAAUACAUCUCUCUAUAUAUAAUCAUCUAUGUAUUUUCAUGAACCAUACUUCAACAUUUGGUUGAUGGGUUACUGGAUUUAAGUAAAUUUAAAGUAGUUACUGAAGUAGAACAAAGAAGAUGUAAGUUGCUAAAUAGUUGAAAAUAUUGGAACAUUAAUAAAAGACACAACCAAGAUUAAACUGGGUCCCUAAGGAACAUUUAUUUUACAGCAUUUUAAAUGCUAGAAGGCAUAGGUUAGCAGCAUGGGACAAAAGACCUUCUGCUGUCCUUUAACAAGUAAUUUUGUAGACUAAAAAUGCUUUCGGUGUUUUGCAUUUAAAGUUAAUUUAAAGCAUCUGCUUUGGAGGUUUAAACAAUAUGUAGCAAGAGGCAGAAAAAGAAGUUUCAUUAAAAAUGCACUUGUAGCAAUCAAAAGGCAUUUUUGCAGAGCGUUAAUUAGACACCUUUAAAAGGAGCUCUAAUUCUUGGCUAGAGGAAAUGUAGAAAGGCAUUUGGCAAUUUUAACAUUUAUCAGUUCACCUAAGAAGGUUGAAAGCAAAAUCAUCACCUACAGGUCUCCAGAAUGACUGGAAAAUUCUCAGCAUCCUUUACAAGCCCAUGGUUAUUUUGGCUAAAUCAGAUGCUGGAAUUAAAAGUUUUUUUU